AUGUCUGACGGGAGUGCCCAGUUCGACACCGACUCCGAGGCUUCUCUCACCUACGAUUUGCUCGUUGUCACCGAUGCCACAGCUAGUAUGGGCGGAUAUCUGGACGCGCUGCGCCAGUCAAUUCCUGAAAUCCUCGCUCUAGCCAAACUUUCAGGCGCUUUUUCUCGCGUGGGCGUUCUCGCCUACAAAGACUAUAGUGACGAGACCGAGCUUGUCAACUGGUCUGGCUGGAAUGUGCCCAACCUGUCCUCAUUCGUGCACGAUCUGCAAUCCACCGGCGGUGGCGACUUCCCCGAGGCAGCGAAGACAGCCCUCAUCCGCGCGCUGCAGAAGGUCGACGCGAAAAACGCGCAGACACUCGUGCUCUGGUACGCCGACGCUCCGCCUCACCACCCAGUUUUCACUAGCCACCUCAACGACGUGGCGGAGAAGCAGGCUUUCCCUGAGGGUUCGACGGACUGGGUGAAGCUGUGUCGAACUGCGAAACGCCGAGGGUGCACAUUCUUCUGCUUCACUCCGCAGGGAUUGGACACACAGUACUCGUCGUUCUACGUGCUGCUAAGCGCGCUGACUGGUGGAAUUUGUGUUGCUUCUAGGGCAGGGGAGAAUGACAGCAAGACGCUGGCGAGGCUUUCGGUGGGGAUGGUGAUGCACUGGAUGGGUCGCUCGACGGCCACGUUUUCCGACAUUUUGGAGCAGUCAAAUGCACGACUUUUACGAUACGUCAAUCCUCCGAUCGAGAAGCUCACCGAUGAGGGAAAGGGCGCUAGGGGAUACCUUCCUGCGCGAGUCGUUGGGUCAAGUCGGGACGUCUGGCUGGCGCAGAAGAUCUCCAAGCUCCCUCUGGGGUUGGAUCACAUACCUAUCAGACAUUCGAUGAAAGAAAGCUUCGAUCCUGGCAAGCGGUUCCUUGAUCCCGGCGAGACGACAUACCAGGCCAUGGUCUACGAAUCGCUCGCAGAGAUCAUCACCACGAAUGUUGCAUGUCUGACUUACAAUCCCAUCUUCGGGCAACUCUGGCGAGCCGUCUGCAGGGUCAACAACGAGCGCAAAGCUGCGUUGGUGAACCUGUUCAGCGCCCAGGUUGGGAGGAUUGAGGACGUGGAGCAGAAGAAGGGACUGAAGCUGUGGCUGGAAGAGAGCUUCGACCAGACGGAAGAGAUCGACAAGAUGAUCCAGGCCGCUGCCAGUCGCCCUGCAGUUUAUCUGGACUUCGAUGCAGACGUGAAGUUGACCCGGACGGAGCUAUUGGAGGUCUCUCAUAGCUGUUACCCUGGAGUUUUGAAACGCAUCGGGAAGAUCUUCACUCAUCUCAAGCUGGUCGAACCUGGAGUGACACUGGGCCCAAACGAACGUUUCGUUCCUCUGUCCCUCUCUGCCUCAGACGUGUUCCGCACGCUUCCUCACUUGAUUGUCCCCGGAACGCUCUAUCCUCACCGUGCCGCUGCGCUAAUCGCCAUUGUUGCUCUUGUCACGGGUGUGCCGUUCCUCGCUGACUUGGCCAAGUCGUUACUUGCAACAUUCAAGGGGAAAUGGCUUGAUCUUGAGGUUCCAGAGAACAUCAGCUUCGAUUGUGCAAGGCUUCUGCUGUCAGCCCCGGAGGGCAUCGUGUUGACGAGACAAGAGAAGCGGGUAUAUGAGAUGAUGAGACGUUACAGGCUCAUCGAGGCGAACCUCGACGCUCCAGUGCAAGUCAAAGUCCCCUGGGCGCCAGCGAAGACGAGGGGGUGCGGUGAUAUGAAAGUUCGGUGCAAGAUGUGUUCGAAAUUUCGCAGUGUGACUAUAAUGUGCCAUGAUCGAAAUAAUGUUUGUGGACACUGCUCCUUCGGUGAUGGAGACAGCUAUCCUGAAUACUCUGAUGAGGAAAGCUGCUGGGUAGAGUGUUCUUCGAUGAAGUGUCGGGCCCAGUACGUUGUCGAUAACGUGGCUGGAUUGAGAAUCCGCCCUCGCUGCCAUUACUGUCGCACCCACAUUUCCUGCCCUUGGAUCGAGUGCUCGGUCUGUACCAACCGAGUGAUCAUCCCAGAGGCCUAUCGCACAACAGCAGCGGACAAGUUUACGUGUCCAGGCUGUACCAAUGGAGACUGGGCCUCGAUUGCAUCACAGGAAAGCACGGUCCGGGCGAUCAAUAAGGAGAACGGUGUGGGCUGGCUUGGGAUGGUGGCCGAUGCGUUUGCCGGAAAGUCUGCCUUCAAGCUCAUGCAGGCUUCCGGGAAAGCUGCUUUCGGAUUUGUGCCUCGACAUCGAUCUCUUUCGCUUGUGCUGGGCCAGAAGAAGGUGUUCAACGCUGCCGAUGUGUUGGCUCAGGUCGAAGCGAGGGACUCUGUGUUCCUCGCCACUUGUUCGUUGUGUUUCGAGGAUGUACGCUCAGACAAGCUCGUGCGGGCCUGCGGUCGGACCGGAUGCACCCAGCUGGUGGAUGAGCGGUAUCUCAAGGAAUGGUACGGCGGGAACGCUCCCGGCAAACUGCUCAACUUGAUGCAGUUCAAGUGUCCGUUCUGCCGCCGUCAGCCACUCCUCAAGACAUUCAUGCGCUACAACCGGGCUGCGGCGGCACUCAGUCAGGUCAAGAACGCAUUCGGGAACCGCCGGUGGCUGUAUGCCUGGUGCACAGAUUGCGGAUCGGCCCAGCGGGCGUUUGAGCGCACGGCGUGCUCCGACCGGGAGCUUCCGCCCAUGGCGCCUGGCUGGUCGUGCGAGGAUUGCACUGUUUCCCAGACCAUUGACACCUUUGGCGCACGACUUGUGCAAUGUCCAAACCCGUCGUGUGGAAUGCACAUUGAUCUCAUUGACGGGUGUAAUCAUGUUGUCUGCGUGUGCGGCACUCAUCUAUGCUUUGCCUGCGGGGAGCAAUUCGAGUCGGAUGCCAUCUACGAGCAUAUGGUCCAGGCUCAUGGGUCCAUUUUCGCCGAGGUGGAGGAAGAACUUGAUGAAUACUAGAGUAGUCGCGCCUUUUUCGUACCAUUUUAAUUUGAUCUACUUUCCUCGAUCUCAGAUGCCACGAUAGACCUCGGGUAUAAUCCAUGCAUUCUGGGACGCCGUAGUACCUAGAGCCUACUCUGGCCUUUGAUAGCAUUCGCCUCGCGCCAUAUGUUGUCUACAGAGCGCCAAUAUCUCUCAGGGUCGGCAAAUGCGUGCCGGACAUGCGCAGUGCCGCUGAACUCCUCCGUCGUCACGUUCAGGCCGUUCUCUCUUGCUGCACGAAGAUGCGCCCGGACGCGCGACGCAGGGAUCACGCGGUCGGCGUCGGAGAAGAUAUACAGCCGCGGAGUUGCCCUGUCCAUCCAUGGAAACAGGCUCGGAUUCACAAGAGCCGGCACGAUCGUAUCCUGGGGCAUCUUCCCUAAGCAGAUGGCUGCACGAGCUUGCAGAUGGGUAACGGCCAGCUCUGCCACUCCCAGAAACACCAGUCGCCGUAGACCAGCAGGAACGGAUGCCGUGACCGCUCUGCGGAGGUCGACACGGACAUAGCUGCCGGGACCGGAGUCGAAGACGAGCGCGAAGGGUACUUUGUGUGAGGGCGG
Messenger RNA from Mycena citricolor, 3524 nucleotides. Lineage: Eukaryota; Fungi; Basidiomycota; Agaricomycetes; Agaricales; Mycenaceae. The record is from the annotation of a GenBank genome assembly.